AUGCUAGCGCAUUCUUUACCAUUUUGCUGCCCUCAGGAUUGGCUGAUGAGCUCUCUGGACCAAUCAGGGACGGACGAGUGGCUGCCAGUGGAGGUGGAGCAUCAGGACGACUUUGCCGCCCUCAUGACCGCCAUCCACGCCGCCCGCACCAGCCGCCUCAUCGCCUCGGGACAGUCGCUCAUGGAGCAAGCUCAGGGCCUCACUGCCUCGCCUGCUGCUUGGGGGCAAGAGCUUCCCCGGGUGUCACAACUGCAGGUACGACUGGCCGAGGAGCUGGAGCUGUGGAUUGAAUUCACUCAAAACACACACCCUCUCGUGCCUCCCACCUCACUACCAUCUCUCCAUAUCGCCCUUUCCCUCGCAUGCAGCAAGAGCUGCCCGGCUGUCACGACUGCGGGUACGACUGGCCGAGGAGGUGAUGUUGUGGAUAAAGCACACACCCUUUUCGUGCCUCACACUUCGCUACCUUGUAUCCAAAUCGCCUUCUCCCCUCCCGUGCAGCAAGAGCUGCCCCGGCUGUCACGACUGCGCGUACGGCUGGCCGAGGAGGUGGAGCUGAGUAAGCGGCUGCAGCAGCUGGUGGUGGGGAAGAGGGGCGAGGAGGACGAGGUGGCGGGAAGGAAUGAAUGA
Molecule: messenger RNA, 630 nt
Organism: Closterium sp. Naga37s-1
Lineage: Eukaryota; Viridiplantae; Streptophyta; Zygnematophyceae; Desmidiales; Closteriaceae
Source: the annotation of a GenBank genome assembly